Messenger RNA from Apaloderma vittatum (bar-tailed trogon), 921 nucleotides. It is a transcript of the gene TNFAIP6, whose product is annotated as tumor necrosis factor, alpha-induced protein 6. The transcript is spliced from 6 exons. Gene Ontology annotation, biological process: cell adhesion; negative regulation of inflammatory response. The record is from RefSeq and is a predicted model, not a curated record. The coding region runs from base 70 to 897 and encodes 275 amino acids. Lineage: Eukaryota; Metazoa; Chordata; Aves; Trogoniformes; Trogonidae. Gene Ontology annotation, molecular function: hyaluronic acid binding.
CCAGCUGCUAGCAGAGCUAACCCUGAGCAUUUUAACAGGGAGUAUUUACAGCCUAAUCGUUCGGGAGAGAUGAUUGCACUAAUUUUCUUUUCUGCUCUGCUGUGGGACAAGGCUCAGGCAUGGGGAUUCAAGGACGGAGUGCUGCAUAACUCCAUUUGGUUAGAACGAGCAGCUGGAGUGUAUCACAGGGAGUCACGCUCAGGGAAGUACCAGCUCACCUAUGCUGAAGCAAAAGCAGUCUGUGAAUACGAGGGAGGACACCUCGCCACGUAUCAGCAACUCGAGGCAGCGAGAAAAAUAGGAUUCCAUGUGUGCGCUGCUGGCUGGAUGGCAAAGGGCAGAGUUGGCUACCCCAUAGUAAAAGCUGGAGCCAACUGUGGCUUUGGAAAAACCGGUAUCGUUGAUUAUGGGAUUCGCCUCAACAGAAGUGAGCGAUGGGAUGCCUACUGCUACAACCCUAACGGAAAAGAAUGUGGUGGCGUCUUCACAGAUUCCAAACACGUUUUUAAGUCACCAGGCUACCCAAACGAGUAUGAAAAUGAGCAAAUUUGCUACUGGCAUAUUAGAGUAAAGUAUGGACAGCGUAUUCACCUACAGUUUCUCGAGUUCGAUGUCGAAGAUGACACUGCUUGUAUGGCUGAUUACUUGGAAAUCUAUGAUAGCUACGAUGAUAUCAAUGGCUUCGUGGGCAGGUUUUGUGGAGAUGAGUUGCCAGAUGAUAUCAUUAGCACAGGCAAUGUUAUGACCCUGAAGUUCUUGACAGAUGCCUCAGUAACUGCUGGUGGUUUUCAAAUUCGAUAUAUUACUAUGGAAACGCCUUCAAAGCCAGGUGAUGGAAAGAAUACAACAUCCCAAGGAAAAACAAACUUCUUGUCUGGAAAAUUUGGGAUCAUGUGAGCAGAGUAACGAGAUACACUCACU